AAUGGAACAAGGUUUCUGCUGUGUUACCAUCCUGUCCGUCUGUAUUGAUAAUUGGUUGAUAUGGUGCAAUGUACUUUUCUUGUUGAUGCUUGAUAAGUGAUUAGGUAUAACGCUUGAGAAUAGAGCUGAUAUCAGUUGUGUCAUUAGGGUUUUAGGAGCUUCACAAGGGGAAUGAGUUUAAAUUCUGUCUGAAUCUGUUUUUGUUCGAUUUAAAUAACCUAUAUAAUAUUUGUUGUAUAUUAACGUAAGUUUGAUUUUGUUUUAAUUUUUUAAUCGUUAAACAAUGGGAUUACUAACAGAAGGUAGUCCAUUGUCGUGGGAAAAAACUAAAGAACUUGCAGAACACGUCAGAGAACAUGGUAUUACACAGUUCAUAAAUCUUUAUCACCGGCUAAAAGAUCGUCAAGGAGAUGUCCUAAAAUGGGGUGAUGAGGUUGAAUAUAUUAUUGUCAAGUUUAAUGAUGAAAAAAGGACAGCGAAAGUGAGCCUACGAGGCAAGGACUUGCUCCACAUACUCAAUGAGCGGGAGGCUGCAAAUCCUGAAAAUGUAAAGGCUCUAUGGAGGCCAGAGUAUGGAGCUUACAUGAUAGAGGGUACUCCAGGCAAGCCCUAUGGAGGCCUCAUCUCACACUUCAAUAUUGUAGAAGCAAACAUGAAAUUCCGACGAGAGGAAGUGGAGCAGCUGUUACAACCAGAUGAGGUGAUCAUGUCACUCACAAGUUUUCCGAGGUUAGGAUGCAAAGACUUUACGUAUCCACCAACAGAGCCAAAUCCACUUUCUGGGGCGUCACAUUCACUAUUCAUCCCAGAUGAAGUCAUUUUCCCUGGACAUCCAAGAUUUAAAAAUCUGACAAGAAACAUACGUUGCAGGAGAGGAGAGAAAGUUGCAAUAAAUUUGCCAGUCUUUAAGGAUAAAAACACGCCCUCACCUUACAUAGAAGACCUUAAGGCACUGGGGGACACAGGAGAGUCACAGGGUGCUGCCAAGACCGACCAUGUCUACAUGGAUGCCAUGGCUUUUGGCAUGGGUUGCUGCUGCCUGCAGCUCACUUUCCAGGCAUGCAACAUCAAAGAAGCCAGGAUACUUUAUGAUCAACUGACCCCACUCUGCCCUAUUUUGCUGGCACUAACGGCAGCCUCACCUGUACACCGAGGCAUGUUGACGGACGUAGAUUGCCGUUGGACUGUCAUUUCUGGCUCUGUGGAUUGUCGCACACGAGAGGAGAGGGGCUUGGAUCCGUUAUGCAAUAACAAAUUUGUCAUACCCAAGUCGCGAUAUGACUCCAUAGAUUCCUACCUGUCAGAGCAGGGUGAACCGUACAAUGAUGUGCCUUUAAUCUAUGAUCCUGCCAUCUACCAGAGACUGAAGAGUGCAGGCAUAGACCAUCUUCUGGCCCAACAUGUUGCCCAUCUCUUCAUCCGUGACACAGUCUCCUUGUUCAGUGAAAAAGUGGAUCAAGACGAUACUGUUGACUCUGACCAUUUUGAGAAUAUACAGUCUACUAACUGGCAGACAAUGAGGUUCAAGCCACCACCUCCCAACUCUAAGAUUGGCUGGAGAGUGGAGUUCCGACCGUGUGAGGUCCAGCUAACAGACUUUGAGAAUGCUGCCAUUGUCUGCUUUGUUGUGUUGCUCACCAGAGUGAUCUUGUCCUACCAGCUCAAUUUUAUAAUCCCCAUCAGCAAGGUAGACGAGAACAUGUCAAAGGCUCAAAAAAAUAAUGCUCUACACAAGGAGUUAUUCCAUUUCCGUAAAGACAUCACCACCCAGGACACCCCGCCCCAGCCGAGAGCCCAGUGCCAGAGUGCUCAGUGUGGUGCCAACUGUGCUCCUGUUUAUACAGCCAUGUCCAUCGAUCAGAUUGUCAAUGGCAAGAAAGGAGAGUUCCCUGGGUUGAUACCACUGAUAGAGAACUAUCUGAGCAGCAUGGAUGUUGAUGCUGACACUCACUGUACCAUCCAGCAAUAUCUGAAGUUGAUCCAGAGGAGGGCCUCAGGCGAGCUGCUCACCACUGCCGCUUGGAUACGCAAAUUUGUCACCACCCACCCUGACUACAAACACGAUUCUGUGGUAUCAGACAGUAUCAACUAUGACCUCCUCAAGACUGCAGUAGACAUACAGAAAGGAAAGAUUAGAUGUUCCGAACUAUUAGGUCAGUCUAACAUCAGUAAAACUCAAGAGUCAAUACCAUCAGCCAUGAAGAAGAUUUACCCUUGUGUAUAGUUAAGUUUCUUUACCAGUAUGACGUACAGUAUUUUAUUUUGCUACAGCCUUCUGUUUCUAAGUUCACUGAGUGAUGUAUGUAUUUCGUGUGUCACACUGUACUCCAGCCUUAGCAUUAUUGAGUGAAACCACAAUGCUUGUUCACUUAUUAAUAAUCGUAUUUGAAAUUGAAUGUAACACACAUUCAUGUAUGUGCACACAAGAAUAUGUGUUGUUAAAACUAAAAAGUGUAUGAAUAUAAAUGAUUAAUUCAUGAAUAAUAAGAGCUUUAUCUUUUCAAAACAUGUAUAAAGAUGCAUGAAUAUAAAUUUUAAAUAUGUUUUAUGUCACCUUGUCACUUUGAGCCUUAAGUAUUAAACACGAAUGUUACAUUCCAACUGUGAUGAAAUAAGCUAUUAUUUAUUAGUUUUUAUUUGUUUUGAUACUUAAAGGAAUGUAUCACCUUCUAUUUUUGAACAGUUUUAAUUGAACUAUUCUGUAAAUUAGUGUAAAAUUCAAAAUCUACUACAAUUUAGCCUAGUUUUUAAAAUAAUACUUAUACUGUCUUAAUCCAUUAUUUGUUUUAUUUUUAUUGUACUUAUAAAAAUACAAGCUUUGCCAGUUAUUUUACUUGGAAAUUUAUUUUACUAGAAGUGUUUGUGAAAUAACUUAUUUUAUAAUUUUCAAUUAAAUAGAUAAAUGCACAUACCACCAAUACGAUCAUUUGUAGAUUAAAUAUGUAUUUUUAUUUAUUCCAUUUUUAUCUUUUUUGUACUUAUGAUAUGCAUAUUCAUAAUUGUAUAAAACAAUAAUGGAUGUGUGUCAGAUUAAGAAAUGUUAGAAACACAAGAUUGAAAAUACAUUUAGAAUGUAAUGGCUUUAAGCAGGUACAUUUUGUAGUAUUGUAUUAUUACUGUAUCCAUAAAUAUUAUGUAAUUCCCGCAGAAGUCACAGUAACUUAUGUCUUAAGAACUAACUACUUUUGCACUACCAGGAAUAUUGUCAUUGAAAUAUUGUAAAAAAUAAAACUGUCUGUUAGCACAUUGCAAUAAUUUGGGAAUUAAGUUAUGGAACACGUAAUUAUUAACAGUCAUCAAAGAAACAUUGAAGAAAAUUUAGUAAAAUGCAGUACUUCCAAGGCUAAUAUUCCACAUUAAAGAACUAAGUGUGCCUUCAGUAAUGGAUAGGAAAAGAUCAUAUAAUGAUUGAAUGUUGUUUUAAUUAAAUUUUUAUUAUAACAAUGUAGUCUACAGAAGUGUUAAUAAAACAUGUACACCCUUAAAACAUUUUAAAUAAUUUUUAUUCUGUAAAAAGUACAUUUUGUCUUUCUUGAAAAAAUGUAAUUUAAACAUAAACAUUUAAUAUGUAACUAUAAAAUUAAUUCUCGUGUGAAUUACAAAUGUGCCACACAUUUCCAAUAUGUAUUGGACUUUUUAUACUUCACAUUGUCGACUGUUUAACCUUUCCAAGCAACCAUCAUUUUCAAUGAUGACUGGUUUGUUUUUUCAAAAUCCGAUUGUCAUGAAACAUAAUGACCUG
Homalodisca vitripennis (glassy-winged sharpshooter) is the source of this 3742-nucleotide messenger RNA. RefSeq names its product glutamate--cysteine ligase (gene Gclc). Gene Ontology annotation, cellular component: glutamate-cysteine ligase complex. NCBI's taxonomy places the organism in Eukaryota, Metazoa, Arthropoda, Insecta, Hemiptera, Cicadellidae. Gene Ontology annotation, molecular function: glutamate-cysteine ligase activity. The record is from RefSeq and is a predicted model, not a curated record. Gene Ontology annotation, biological process: glutathione biosynthetic process. The coding region runs from base 284 to 2224 and encodes 646 amino acids. The transcript is spliced from 13 exons.